Molecule: messenger RNA, 1892 nt
Organism: Physella acuta
Lineage: Eukaryota; Metazoa; Mollusca; Gastropoda; Physidae
Product: retinol dehydrogenase 7
Biological process (GO): steroid metabolic process
Cellular component (GO): intracellular membrane-bounded organelle
Molecular function (GO): oxidoreductase activity
Source: RefSeq, a predicted model, not a curated record
GCGAGCGGGGUAGGGAGUGGCGAGCUAGUUUUCCGGCUUGAAUAAGCUGUGUUCUCAUACGCUUGGAUAAGCCGUGUUCCCACAUACGCUUGGAUAAGCCGUGUUCCUACACACUGGUGGUGGCUUUUCAUGGAUGUAAACUACUAUCUGCCAGUAUCCAGUCUGUAGACCAAAAUGGAGCUGUGUGCCGUAAUCGUUGGCUGUUAUCUGGGCUGGGUUGUGCUGGCUAUAUGGCCGAGAAAAGUGGUCAAGUUGUCCCCCAGAAUACUUCAGGAUCUGCUGGUACUGACUGGCUGUUCCUUUUGCCUCCCCCUGCUGGGCAGUGAUGUACAGACGGCUGUGCUGACGACGUUGUUUGCGCUGAUCAUGUACAACGAUCUACCCAGUCCUUGGCUGGGGGUCAACGACCGGGCAGUGCUUAUUACUGGCUGUGACCAGGGACUGGGCCACGCCCUAGCUCUCAAGCUGGAUACGAUGGGCUUCCAGGUCUUCGCUGGCUGCCUCUUGAUGGGCGGGGAGGGUGAGAGGAAGCUGGUUGAGAAGGCCUCCAGCAGGCUGACAACCCUCCAGAUGGAUGUCAGCAACCAGGAGCAGGUCCUAAAGGCUGCCAACACAGUGGCUGAAAAGUUGGGCACCAAAGUCCUCCAUGGUGUGGUCAACAACGCUGGCAUCCUACUGGCCGGCAACAUGGAAAUCAUGGCCUACAGCGACAUCCGCAAGGUGAUGGAUGUCAACUGUAUGGGGGUCAUCAACGUGUACAGGGCCUUCAUGCCACUCUUAAGGCGGCCCAGGAGAGGGACGGCCAGAUUGGUAAAUGUGGCCAGUAACAUUGGUUUGGCGCCAUCAGCCUUGAUGGGGGUGUACGCAGCCUCCAAAGCUUCAGUGGCCAUGCUGACAGAGACAUGGAGGUAUGAACACAAGCCCAUGGGUAUAGAUGUCUCAACAAUCAUACCAAGUGGUUUUAAGACAGGUAUACUGGAAUACAACAAGGAGGAGGUGGGUGACAGAUGGUGGAAGACAGCAACUCAGGAGGUCAGGGACUACUUUGGCAGGGCAUGCUUCACACCCAGUCCCAAGAGAGAGAAUUACAGGGAUUAUCUGAACGCAGACUUCUCCGGCAUCACAGACUGCAUGGCUGAUGCCCUACUGUCCACCUACCCCAAACCUUACUACUACAAGGGGUUGAUAGCCAGGUCCAUCCCAUUCCUGUACCUGCACCUACCCCCAUGGAUGUGGAGCCUGGUCAUGCCUUACUUGUCAGAUAACUUUAUAUUCCCUUUUGUGGGACCUCCAAGGUAGAUAACUGCUUACAGUAACCAAGGGAAGACAACUACCAAAAACAAUUUUGUUGCAUUUUACUUUUACUGAGCCUUAUGAAGAAACAUUUCUGCCAAAUGAGCCAAGAACAAAGUGUACAAACACCACUCAUAAUAACUUGACAAUAUUUUAUAUGUACAUACGUGAAAUUUUCAAACAACGGUGAAAUCUGGGUGAAGUUACAUUCUAAUCUUACUUAAUGGCUUUAAGGAAUGGAAUAAUAAGUAUGACAUAAUAACCUGUAGGUUAGUGUAAUGACAUAAUGUCCUUGCAUAUAUACUGAUGUUGUAAUGUCCUAGUAUACUAAUGUCAUAAUGUCCUAGUAUACUGAUGUCAUAAUGUCCUAGUAUACAGAUGUCAUAAUGUCCUAGUAUACUGAUGUCAUGAUGUCCUAGUAUACUGAUAUGCUAUAUUGUCCUAGUAUACUGAUGUCAUAAUGUCCUAGUAUACUGAUGUCAUAAUGUCCUAGUAUACUGAUGUCAUAAUGUCCUAGUAUACUGAUGUCAUGAUGUCCUAGUAUAAUGAUGUCAUAAUGUCCUUGCAUAUAUACUGAUGUCAUAAUGUCCUAGUAUACU